UUUAUAUUGUAUGCGAUAUUUAACUGGUAGCCAGUGUAAAGAUGCCAGAAGUGGGCUUAUGUGUUCAUACUUCUUAGAAUGAUUAAGCACUCUUGCAGCGGCGUUUGAACGGCCAUCUGGUGGAAUUUUGUAAGAAGUGUUUAUUAUUUAACACGUCUGUUUGAAGAAGUAAAAAAAUGAGGAAAAACGAGUAUAACCUGCUGUCGAUCCGAGCACUGUAUGUAUUUCUCUUUCUUUGUCUUCAUACGGUAAAAUGGCAGAAGCCUCUAUUUCAGUAUCUCAGGAUCAGUUCAGCUGUUCAAUCUGUCUGGAUCUACUGAAGAAUCCAGUGGCCAUUCCUUGUGGACACAGUUACUGUAUGAGCUGUAUUACAGACUGCUGGGAUCAGGAUGAUAAGAAGAGAGACUACAGCUGCCCUCAGUGCAGACAGACCUUCACUACAAGACCUGUUUUAAAUAAAAACACAAUGCUGGCUGAAGUGGUGGAGAAACUGAAGAAGACUAAACUUCAAGAUGCUCGUCCUGAUCACUGUUAUGCUGAAUCUGGAGAUGUGGAGUGUGACGUCUGUACUGAGAGAAAACACAAAGCUGUCAAGUCCUGUCUGGUGUGUCUGAACUCUUACUGUCAAAAUCAUCUUGAACAACACGAGAAUUUAUUCAAAGGCAAGAGACACAACCUGAUAGACACCACUGGGCGACUUCAGCAGAUAUUCUGCCCACAACAUAAUAAACCCCUUGAGAUUUACUGUCAUACUGAUCAACUCUGUAUAUGUUAUCUGUGUAUGGUGGAUGAACACGAAAAUCACAUUACUAUAUCAGCUGAAGAAGAAAGGACAGAGAAACAGAAACAACUGAAGGAGACACAGAGAAAAUACCUGCAGAGAAUCCAGAAGAGUCAGAAGAAGCUUCAGGAGCUGAGAGAUGCUGUGAAGACUCAUAAGCGCUCUGCACAGACAGCAGUGGACAACACUGAGAGGAUCUUUACUCAACUGAUCCAAUCUAUUGAGAGAAGACGAUCUGAAGUGAAACAGCUGAUCAGAGAUCAGGAAAAGGCUGCAGUGAGUGAAGCUGAAGGACUCUUGAAGCGACUGGAGCAGGAGAUUGAUGAUCUGAGGAGGAGAGACGCUGAGCUGGAGCAGAUUUCACACACAGAUGAUCACAUCCAUUUCCUCCAGAGUUUCCAGUCUGUCACUGCUUCUCUUGGAUCUACAGAUUCACUCAACAUCACUGUCAGUUCUCUCCUCUCUUUUGAUGAUGUAAUAAAAUCUGUGUCUCAUCUGAGAGAGAAACUGGAGGAUUUCUGCAGAGAAGAAAUAGAUAAUAUAUCUGAUAGGGUGAAAGGCAUACAAUUUUUUCCUGUGCCUGCACACAAGACCAGGGAACAGUUUCUUCAAUAUUCUCACCAGCUGACACUGGAUUCAAACACGAUAAGUAAACAUCUCUGUCUGUCUGAAGGAAACAGAGUGAUAACUAACCCUGGCACCGUCCAGCCAUAUCCUGAUCAUCCAGAUAGAUUUGAUAUUAAUCAUCAGGUGUUGUGUAGUGAGAGUGUUAGUGGACGCUGUUACUGGGAGGUUGAGUGGAGUGGUUGGGUUGGUUUAUCAGUGUCAUAUAAGAGCAUCAAGAGGAAGGGAGGGGGUAAUAAGUGUGUGUUUGGGUGUAAUAAUCAGUCGUGGUGUUUGUACUUCUCUUACACUGGUUGCUCAUUCUGUCACAAUGAAAUUACAAUUGAACUCCCAGUAGUGUCCAGAUCUUCUAGAAUAGGAGUGUAUGUGGAUCACAGUGCAGGAUCUCUGUCCUUCUACAGCGUCUCUGACACAAUGACCCUCAUCCACAGAUUCCAGACCACAUUUAACCAACCUCUCUAUCCUGGGUUUUACAUUCAUAGAUCAAGUUCAAAAGUGAAAUUGUGUGCUUGAACAAAAUAAACGAGACUAUGAUAUCAUUAGCUAAUUCAUUUAUGUAAGUAUUUUAUCCAAAGGUUUGAACAUACAUACAAUUUAUCCUUAUUUCAUAUUUAAUAAUUUAUCACAAACUAGAUCUUUCAUGAGUAUGAGUUUAAAAGUGAAACUUUAUGAUUAAUUUCUUUUUCGCCUGUCUUUUGUGUAUUAAAUAUGAU
Molecule: messenger RNA, 2118 nt
Organism: Misgurnus anguillicaudatus (oriental weatherfish)
Lineage: Eukaryota; Metazoa; Chordata; Actinopteri; Cypriniformes; Cobitidae
Source: RefSeq, a predicted model, not a curated record